AUGGCCGUCGCGCCGGUCCCGCCGCCGCCCCUCCUCGCCUCCCACGCCGCCGUACGAGCCGUGGCCUCACGCGUCGCUUCCUACCGACCUAUCAGCGUCGCCGGUGACGACCACGGCAACCACGCCCCGCAGGUCGCUGCUCUCCGCCGCGGCGAUUGGGUGAAGCUCAUCUGCGGCGCCAGCUUCGAGGAUGCUGCCGAUGUCAGGAAUCUCUCCCUUGUCUACACGCUUGCUGGAGUGGAUUGCAUCGAUUGUGCAGCAGAUGCAUCUGUAGUCAGUGCGGUGAAUGAAGGAAUCGAUGUAGCAGCCUCGAUUGUACCAUCAGUUCAAAGGCCAUGGGUGAUGGUUAGUGUAAAUGAUGAUUGUAGAGAUCUUCAUUUCCGCAAAGCUGAAUUUGAUCCUGAGGAGUGCCCGCCGAAUUGCUCAAAGCCAUGUGAGAAAGUUUGUCCUGCUGAUGCAAUAUCACUAAACAGGGUCAUGGUCGGAGGAGAACAUGCUCAGUCUGAUCCUGUAUGUGAUAAACUUGAGGGUGGUGUCAUUGUCCAACGAUGCUAUGGCUGCGGUAGAUGCUUAUCAGUUUGCCCUUAUGACAGAAUAAGAGCGGUGUCCUAUGUACGAGAUCCUGCUACAACUGCCGAACUGUUGAAAAGGAGUGAUGUUGAUGCAAUAGAAAUACAUACCACUGGAAAGGGAACCGAUAUGUUCAGUACUCUCUGGAACAGCUUGGGUGAGUCAGUCAAUAAUGUGAAGUUGGUCGCAGUUAGCCUGCCUAAUGCUGGUGAAUCAACAAUCAAUUUUAUGAAUGUGAUAUACACGAUAAUGCAGUCUCGUGUGGAAGGGUAUAAUCUUUGGCAGUUAGAUGGUCGGCCCAUGAGUGGAGACAUUGGUCGUGGCGCAACAAGGGAAACAGUUUCUUUUGCUGUUGAUUUGACUUCACUACCAGAUAGGCCUCCUGGCUUUUAUCAGCUGGCUGGUGGCACCAACUUAUACACUGUAGAUUGCUUAAAGAAAGCUGGUCUUUUCAAGGCUAGGACUUUACCUGGGACAACCACCACUCAAAAGAUUGGUUCUCAGGAAGCUCUAAUAGGAGGAAUAGCAUAUGGUGGCUAUGCUCGCAAGAUUGUUGGAAGAGUUCUGCACAAAAUACCAUCACAAGUUGGCUGCAUGCGCAUUGAGAACCAUCCAGGAUAUCUCUUAGAGGCAUUGCAAGAAGCCUUGUCCUUAGUAGGCCCUGUGAAGGGUUAUCCAGAUUUGCCAAAAUGAUUACAAAUGGCAUGCACGAGCUAUAUUCCGACUAAACAAAAAAGACAUUGCUGAGAAAGCAGUAUCUCAUCUGUUCUUGUGCAGGUACAGGAAGCAGAUGAUUUAAUCUCAGAUGUUUGCCCUAGCUAAUCUGGUGGUUGCAUCGUGAAAGUAGGGUACCUUUCUAUGACCAUUGGAUUGCUUGAUGGGCAGUAUGGAUCGACAGUUGCUGGGUCUUGCUGGAUAUCUCAUCCAGAGAUCUGAGAUUUGGGUUCAGGGCUCUACCUCCAGACUCUAGUCCUCUAGCUAUUCCAACUUACAAGUGAAGGUCCCAUGCUUUGGCAUGCAUUUGCAGAGCUAGGAUACUCCAUGUAACUAACAUGGUUUUUCCUUGGAUAAUUGGAUCGAUGGUUUGGUAUGGACGCAUGAACGGAUGAACCCACACAUCCCCACUUUUGUUGCUUCGUUUCCAAGUGGUCAAGCAAAAUGGAUAAAACAAAAUGAAGCAGGCCAUCACCACGGCGGUUGUGGUGCAAUGACUUUCAGCAUGCAUUGUUCAUGUCACAUCAUACUUGUUUGUAUAGUGGUACUUCAGAGAUUUCUGGGCCUUGAUUUGCAAUCAUGUUAAUUAACAAUGUUUCUUUUGUUGCUAGGGAUAAUUUGAUCAGUUACUUGCUUUC
This is a messenger RNA of Lolium rigidum, 1922 nucleotides long. RefSeq lists its product as uncharacterized. NCBI's taxonomy places the organism in Eukaryota, Viridiplantae, Streptophyta, Magnoliopsida, Poales, Poaceae. Bases 1 to 1263 code for a protein of 420 amino acids. The record is from RefSeq and is a predicted model, not a curated record. The transcript has 12 exons.